Suillus paluster is the source of this 1701-nucleotide messenger RNA. RefSeq lists its product as uncharacterized. Gene Ontology annotation, biological process: regulation of DNA-templated transcription. Gene Ontology annotation, molecular function: sequence-specific DNA binding; zinc ion binding. The transcript is spliced from 5 exons. The record is from RefSeq and is a predicted model, not a curated record. NCBI's taxonomy places the organism in Eukaryota, Fungi, Basidiomycota, Agaricomycetes, Boletales, Suillaceae. Bases 144 to 1223 code for a protein of 359 amino acids.
UCAUUUCGGGGAUAUAGCCUCGAGGCUCCUGACACGCACUCUAAUCGCAACAAGCGUCGAAGAAUUUCCUCUUUUGCGUUCUUGCAGUCAUCUUCUGCCUUUAAAACAUCGGCGAAACCUCCUCCCUUCCUACGGCUUUCAGAAUGUCUGCAGAACACCAACGAUAUAUUUAUUCUAAUCCGCAAGGAGGAUCGACAACCUCAUAUGAGUAUCAAUCAUAUCCUACGCAAGCUUACGUGUCGGCACCACCUCCUCAGGCGCCUCCCCGGCCGAUACGCUCCCCAAUUACCCAGUUUCAUUCGCAACACCACCAGACGAAUUUUCCAGCAUCAUCUUCAUACACGCAACAAGCAUCCUAUGCCCCCACUCAAUCAUAUACUCUUCCUCAGUCACAGCCUCAAUGGCAGCCUGAAAACUGGUCCCCUCAAUUCGGGACCUUCCAACCUACAUCCAUCACGGCAGACGUGACGUAUGCCCCCAAUGCAGCCCGCCCGGAAUCAGUCUCUCAGACCACUCCUGUAGAGGCACGAUCAUAUACUGCCGGUCCAUCCAAUUCACCGCUUGAGAACCGCCGCCCAGAGGAACGCUAUCCCCCCGCCCCUGGGUCAGCCAAUGCGUCGCCCAUUCAAAAGAGCAAGAGGCGGGACAAGGAGUCACCAGUGCUGGCUCCAAGUCCAAUUAUCAAUCCUAGUCUAGAUUUUGCAAAGAUGGUAGAGUCCUAUACUAUGAUACUCGAGAGCACCAAAUCUCUGGCGUCCGCGGGGUUUCCUGCACGUCCCCCACAGCCUGAAACCAUGGAGCGCAUGAUCCAGUCCGCGAACUACGGAAGACAAAUGUUACAGUCAGCAGUCGCGCAAUCAAACCCUGACACGAGGCCGUCUACUGGUGGCAGCGACAAGGAUACUCCGGUCUUAAAGCGGCAGAAGGCCGAGGAACAUGCUCAGGAAGGGCAGACUUGCCUUGGUUGCAACGCAACCUCUACCCCUGAGUGGAGGCGUGGUCCCCUAGGCCCUCGAACCUUGUGCAACGCAUGUGGCCUCGUGUAUGCUAAACUUCUGAAAAAGCGAGCACGAGGGGAGAGGUCCCGCGGUGGCAAUAGCAAGGAUGCAGUGUCCCAUAACGCCAUGGAGGAGUCUGCGGUUGUGUCCAGUGGGGGAAGUGACGAUGACGAUUCUUAUGGGUCACAAGAGCGUGACCUUGGUGAUCAUAUACGGAGAGGGUAAAUUUGGACCCGUGAUUCUCCAAUCUGUGUGGCUUGCUUCGCACUAGUUUUUCUUCCUAUUUUCGUCAAUGGCUGGACCUUUCAGUGACAAUUACGAUAGUUUUACCGGGGUUCGAGGGGCUCUCUCGGUGUCUGUCAGGGUUGGUGUGGCUCCACUUUGCGGUUGUCGGUAUGAUGAUAAGCUUACACUCGCCAAUCUCAUUUGUUGAUGUACCUCUUAGUAAUUCGCAUCACGGCGUUUAGUUAGGUUAAUCGGGCGGUCGAAGCGAAGAAAUCUUACCUUCGAAAUUCCAGUCUUCGGUCCACGUUGUGUGCCUGUCGGUGCCUCCAACAGCAGAUUGUAGCCUCAACGUUGUCCGUCUUCAUGGCUCCAUGACUUCGCUUUACUUGCGAGUUGUGCCACAUCUAGCUACAUAAACCGAUCUACUUCAUUGGCAUGUAAUUGAUGAGUCACAUACAAUAUACAAGUCGGCCUGGAG